Molecule: messenger RNA, 1767 nt
Organism: Notolabrus celidotus (New Zealand spotty)
Lineage: Eukaryota; Metazoa; Chordata; Actinopteri; Labriformes; Labridae
Gene: plaua
Product: plasminogen activator, urokinase a
Exons: 11
Coding region: 180-1367 (395 amino acids)
Biological process (GO): regulation of cell adhesion mediated by integrin; plasminogen activation
Molecular function (GO): serine-type endopeptidase activity
Source: RefSeq, a predicted model, not a curated record
ACAGAACAACUAAGAGCCUGAGUCCUCCUGACACAACGCAGGUGCAAACCAGAGGUUACAGAGAGUCACCUCAGAGGGAAGAAAUAACCCAGAGCUUCAUCAGGAUUGCAAGUCUAGACAGAAAGACCAACAUUGGACAAAAAUAUCCCCAAUAAGGAGAAGCAAAACUAGAACUGAAGAUGAACCUGUUAGUCAUCGUCGUCACACUUGCAGCGUUAAGUGUUGUCAUGGCUUCUUCACGAAGAAGGUCCCAGAGGAGAUGGUCACCUGAGCCCAGGAGCAUUGAACAUGAGUUGUGUACGUCUGGAGAUGGGAGCAACUACAGAGGAUUUGUGUCAGCUACAGCAUACGGCAAAAGAUGUCUCAACUGGAGGAGGUUGAGAUACUCUUGGGGAGCUUCAAAAGGAGUUGGUGACCAUAAUUACUGCAGGAAUCCUGAUCAAUCUUUGAUGCCGUGGUGCGCUGUCCGAAGAGGACGCAGAAUUGUGAGGGAAUUCUGCGACACUCCCAGAUGUCCCACAGCAACAGUUAAACCUUCAGCAGCUGUGGAUACAGAGCUGACCUGUGGUGAGAGGUCUGAGCGGAAGCUGCAUAAAAUCGUGGGUGGUUCUUUCACACCUAUAGAGUCUCACCCAUGGGUGGCUGCUAUCUAUCAACGGCGCGGUGGUUUCCUGUGCGGUGGCUCUCUCAUCGCACCAUGCUGGAUUGUCAUGGCUGCACACUGUUUCGCUGAUGGUAAUGACACCAACAUCAAGCACCUGUCUGUAUACCUGGGGAAGUCAGCCAUCAAUGAAACUGAUACCGACAGGGAACAGAGCUUCACCGUGGAAAAACUGAUCAUCCACCACAAAUUCAAUGACUCCACCUUUGACAAUGACAUAGCUCUGUUGAAGAUCAAAAGCAAGAGUGGAGGAUGUGCGGUGAGGUCAGCGUCCGCUCGGACUGUGUGCCUCCCUCCGCUUCACACUCAGCUUCCUGCAGGAAUUCAGUGCAGCGUUGCUGGGUUUGGGAUGGAGAAAUUCAUGGCGUGGCAUUACUCCCAGUACCUGAAACAGGCUGAGGUGAAGCUGAUCUCUCGAGCUGAGUGUGAAAGUAAAUCGUACUAUGGAAAUCUCAUCACAAAGAACAUGUUCUGUGCUGGGAGCCCGGACUGGAGCAAUGAUGCCUGCAAGGGUGACUCUGGUGGUCCGCUGGUGUGUGAGGUGUCAGGGCGGAUGUUCCUGUACGGGGUGGUGAGUUGGGGAGAAGGCUGUGCCAAAAGGAACAGACCAGGUGUCUACACACAGGUCACCAACUACAACAAGUGGAUCGCACUGAAAACAGGCCUCUCCAAAUACACAAAGGGAAUCAUGUAUCCCCAGAAAUGAAGCUGUGAUGGAAAAAUACUUGUUGGGCAUUUAAUUUAAUUUCUUCCUUUUAAAGGAAAAUUUGGCAGCAGUUUUUUUGUGUGAACUCUGUCUGUAUGUGAGCUUGUUGCUGGUUUGUAGUUGCUGAUAUGCGUUUCUUGCACAGAGAAAUUUCAGUUUUGCACAGUCAUGAUUUAUGUAACAGCUCAAAGUGAAUGUAGUUUUAUUAUGAUUUGUUGUAAAUAGUGUAUAAAACUUUUUAUAUCUUGCGCAUGAACUUUUCAUACUAAGAAUAUAUUUUAUUUUUAGAACAAGCUAUUAAAAAGUGUGUUUUUCUUGUUUUAUUUAAUAUGCAUUACCUCUUGUAGAAGGCUGGCCCUGCAGUUGAGACUUUUCUUAAAUAAAGAAUAUAUUUGUGUUA